This is a messenger RNA of Clarias gariepinus (North African catfish), 1143 nucleotides long. RefSeq names its product 2'-deoxynucleoside 5'-phosphate N-hydrolase 1 (gene dnph1). The transcript is spliced from 4 exons. Gene Ontology annotation, biological process: deoxyribonucleoside monophosphate catabolic process. Gene Ontology annotation, molecular function: 5-hydroxymethyl-dUMP N-hydrolase activity. Lineage: Eukaryota; Metazoa; Chordata; Actinopteri; Siluriformes; Clariidae. Gene Ontology annotation, cellular component: nucleus. The coding region runs from base 111 to 557 and encodes 148 amino acids. The record is from RefSeq and is a predicted model, not a curated record.
ACCAAAUCUGAAAGUCGAAAAGUGGGAUUUUUUUUUUAUAAACGGAGAAAGCUACAUUUUUAUUCACUAUUUUUUCUUUUUUUCUUUCUUUUUUUUAAGGACUCCACGCAAUGAAUAUAUAUUUCUGUGGCAGUAUUAGGGGAGGAAGACAAGAUUUAAAGUUCUAUCAAAAAAUCGUGAAGAAACUGAAAACCUAUGGACAAGUUUUGACAGAGCACGUGAGCCACGAUGUCAUAUCUGAAAAAGGUGAGGAUGCUCUGCUGGGAGGAGACGAGGCUAUAUAUGGCCGUGAUAUGGUGUGGCUGGCUCAGUCUGAUGUUGUAGUUGCUGAAGUAACUCAACCAUCUUUAGGUGUGGGUUAUGAAAUUGGUCAAGCCGUGGCCAUGAAAAAGAGGAUUCUCUGCCUUUUCCGACCCUCAUCAGGGAAAGUGCUGUCUGCCAUGAUACGAGGUGCUGAGGCCAAGUUGCACAGCUCUCUCUUCCAGAUACGGGAUUAUGAGGAAGAGGAAAUCGAAGGCAUCCUGGAAAAUUACUUCCGUGAACUCACCAAGGACUAAUGUGCAUUAAAAGUACACUCUAUGGCCAAAUGUAUGUGCACACCUGACUAUCACAACCAUGUUCUAGCUGAACAUUUUUUUUAACACCAUGGCCAUUAGUAUUGAGCGAAUCUCCUAUUUCCUUUUAAAUCGAGUCUGCUUUGUGUAACAUGCCAGGGAGGAUUUGUCUAUUAAGCCACAAGAGCAUUAGUGAGAUACUGAGCACUGAUGUUGAGCCAGGAUUCCUGACACACAGUCAAUAUCCCAAUUCCUUCCAUGUCACGGUUCUGUGCCGUUUACAUUCUUUCACUCCAGCCUUGGCAAACCAUGUGUUAAUGGAACUCAUUUUGUGCACAGGGGCAUUGUCAUGCUGGAGAAGUUUUGGGUCUCUUAAUUCCAGUCAAGGGAAUUUAUAAUGCUACAGCAUAUAGAGAUUCUUUUCUACAACUAAUGCUUUCAGUAUUGUGGGGACAAGUUUGGUAAAAACCCACAUACCUGUAUAUGUUUGCUAGUCAUGUGUCCACAUACUUUUGGCCUAGUUCCAGAUAGAAUGCUUUUUUAUGUAGUGAUAUUCCAUAUAAUAAAGCUAUUUUGAUUCAUUAUAAAA